UAAGAUGGAGACCAUUUCUAAGACGGAGUAGGUUUGGCCUCUCAGUUUCAGGAAAUGCACUCUAGCAGUUGUAUAAAGGCCAGGGCAUGUGAAACCUUGGAAGAUAAGUCGUGUUAGCGGAUGGGGAUCUGAGGAAUAGGAAUCCAAGGACUGAGCAGUUACUUGAUUGAGGCUCAGCUGCCCUACCAGGUCAACCUUAAAGUACACUAGAGAUCCAGGCUUCCAGGCUAAAGCAGAAUAAGCACAAUCCUGUCUAGAGGAAAGCACAUACUAGAACUCUUUGGGACUGUGUUCUGCUACAUUGUUUUAUCCCUGACAGUUUUCAAGAUAACAAAAGAAAAGGAAAAGGAAAAGGAUAUAUAAACAGUCUCAUAGAACAAAGAGAAAUCAUACACAGAAGGCAACAAAUGAAACUUCAGAGUGCUUCCAGAAACUAGAGAUGUUCAAUUUUCUGGAGAUGUGAUUUCACACACGGGAGAAAGCUUGCCUUUCUGACUUAUAUGAUCAUUUUGAUGUAAAGGAUCUUCUUUGUUUGAAGAUUUAAUUUCUUGCAACACAACUCGUACUUGGGCUUGCCUAAGAGAGUGGAACUUUUAGCACACUAAAUUUCGGAGAAAUGGCUUUGAUGGCUGUGAAUACCAGAUGCUUGUGUCUCUUUCUUCUUUGUACAAUAACUGGUCAUUCUUUGGAGAUAAAAGUUAAUCCUCCUCAGGAUUUUGAAAUACUGGAUCCUGGAUUACUGGGUUAUCUCUAUUUGCAAUGGAAACCUCCCGUGGUCAUGGACAAUUUUAAGGAAUGCAAGCUAGAAUAUGAGUUAAAAUACCGAAAUGUUGACAGUGACAGUUGGAAAACCAUAAUUACUAGGAAUCUAAUUUACAAGGAUGGGUUUGAUCUUAAUAAAGGCAUUGAAGGAAAGAUACGUACGCACUUGUCAGAGCAUUGUACAAAUGGAUCAGAAGUUCAAAGUCCAUGGACAGAAGCUUCUUAUGGGAUAGCAGAUGAAGGAAGCCUGGGAACUAAAAUUCAGGACAUGAAGUGUAUAUAUUAUAACUGGCAGUAUUUGGUCUGCUCUUGGAAGCCUGGCAAGACAGUACAUUCCGAUACGAACUAUACUAUGUUUUUCUGGUAUGAGGGCUUGGAUCAUGCCUUACAGUGUGCUGAUUACCUCCAGGAUAAUGAGAAAAACGUUGGAUGCAAACUUUCCAACUUGGACUCAUCAGAUUAUAAAGAUUUUUUUAUUCGUGUUAAUGGAUCCUCAAAGCUGGAGCCUAUCAGAUCCAGCUACAUGGUUUUUCAACUUCAAAAUAUAGUUAAACCAUUGCCACCAGAAUUCCUUCAUAUUAGUGUGGAGAACUCUAUUGACAUUAGAAUGAAAUGGAGCACACCUGGAGGCCCCAUUCCACCAAGCUGUUACACUUAUGAAAUUGUGGUCCGAGAAGAUGAUAUUUCUUGGGAGUCUGCCACAGAUAAAAAUGAUAUGAAGCUGAAGAGGAGAGCAAAUGAAAGUGAAGACCUGUGCUUUUUUGUAAGAUGUAAAAUCAAUAUAUAUUGUGCAGAUGAUGGGAUUUGGAGUGAAUGGAGUGAAGAGGAAUGCUGGGAAGGUUACACAGGGCCAGACUCAAAGAUUAUUUUUAUAGUACCAGUUUGUCUUUUCUUUAUAUUCCUUUUAUUACUUCUUUGUCUUAUUGUGGAAAAGGAAGACCCUGAACCCACACUGAGCCUCCAUGUGGAUUUGAACAAAGAAAUGUAUGCUUAUGAAGAGACGCUCUGCUAAACUACUCUUUUCCUCACAUAGAGUCAGCCAGCAGGAGUCAUAUUAAACUCAAUGUCUCUUCAACUUUCAAAUACAUCUUCUUGCAAAUCAGUGUUUGUCCUAAUAUUGUUGGUUUUUUGAGUAAAGUGUUGGAUAUGUAUC
Messenger RNA from Rattus norvegicus (Norway rat), 1915 nucleotides. RefSeq names its product interleukin 13 receptor subunit alpha 2 (gene Il13ra2). Gene Ontology annotation, molecular function: cytokine receptor activity. The transcript has 14 exons. The record is from RefSeq and is marked validated. Gene Ontology annotation, cellular component: plasma membrane; membrane. Lineage: Eukaryota; Metazoa; Chordata; Mammalia; Rodentia; Muridae. The coding region runs from base 617 to 1774 and encodes 385 amino acids.